CGAGAUGUGCGAAGUGGCUAUUUCCGGUUCAUGCGAGGACAUGCUCUGUAUCCGACGUACUUGUGGAUUAGGCCAUGUUUGAUAUUCUUUCUUGUCCUGAUUGCAUUCAAUAUUUCCGUAACCGGCAAGUUGAUGUGUCGAAAUCGGCUCAGGAAGAGGGAUUUGGCAGAUGCAGGAAACAAGGAGAAAAAACCAUGUUGCCUACCAGAGACAUGGAAGGCCAGAUUUGUGGUUCAUAGUAUUGCGGGUGGCAAUCACAAGAGCAGAGUGGACCAUGGAGCGUUUCGAAUGUAUCGCUGGCCCGACGGAACUGUUCAUAGUGCUGUACUGGUUGUCGGUAAACUGGUCGCAUCCCCGGAAUUUUGCCAUCUCACACCGUCGAAUUUGUCACAGCUGACGGAAUCUCUCUGUCCAGAGGACCGAGUGGCAUGUCUACGUGCCCCGUACCUUGGAGAACCAAGGUGCUUAACAGAGAAAAAUGGCUAUACACUUAAACGUUCGCGUCCAGAUCCGAAGACAGGCAAAGUUGUACAAACGUGGUUUAUCGAUCAGGUUAAUCAAAUACAUGGCUCAAUAGAAAGGCACACAUAUCAAGUCGAACGGCGCUACGGAUUGUGCAGGUUGCUGAAUUAUCGUGUACAAUGGGGACAUUACGCGCUUCCGUGGCGAAACUGCCGAUUGUUCCUGCGCAUGGAACGAACGUUUCGUCCUGUAUCUGGCAGUUUCAAACUACACUUCAAACACAAUUUGACGGACAAUCUGUUGUUCUGUUGAAGUGUGAUUCCAUGCAGACACGCUGUGAUUCAAGAGAAGUAACUGUUUCGUGUUCAAACGUGAGGUUGAAGCAUAUUUAUACACCAUGUUUUAUAUUAAGUUUGUGAUUGAUUAAUUUAA
Messenger RNA from Dicrocoelium dendriticum, 894 nucleotides. The record is from the annotation of a GenBank genome assembly. NCBI's taxonomy places the organism in Eukaryota, Metazoa, Platyhelminthes, Trematoda, Plagiorchiida, Dicrocoeliidae.